This is a messenger RNA of Amorphotheca resinae ATCC 22711, 1965 nucleotides long. RefSeq lists its product as hypothetical. Gene Ontology annotation, molecular function: ATP hydrolysis activity; misfolded protein binding; ATP binding. NCBI's taxonomy places the organism in Eukaryota, Fungi, Ascomycota, Leotiomycetes, Helotiales, Amorphothecaceae. The record is from RefSeq and is a predicted model, not a curated record. Bases 81 to 1925 code for a protein of 614 amino acids. Gene Ontology annotation, cellular component: plasma membrane; cytosol; cytoplasm. Gene Ontology annotation, biological process: vesicle-mediated transport; cellular response to unfolded protein; protein refolding. The transcript has 6 exons.
UGAAUGAACAUUAUUUCUUCCCUCCGCCAUUGACCUUCCCUCCUCCAUCUACAAUCCAACAUCCAGAAACCAUAUCCAUCAUGGCUGACGAGGUCUACGAAGGCGCGAUCGGUAUCGAUCUUGGCACCACAUACUCCUGCGUUGCCAACUAUGAGGGAGCCAAUGUUGAAAUCAUUGCCAACGAGCAGGGUAGCUUCACCACCCCUUCGUUCGUGUCCUUCACCGACAAGGAACGUUUGAUUGGUGAAUCUGCCAAGAACCAGGCUGCCAUGAACCCCCGAAACACUAUCUUCGAUAUCAAGCGUCUGAUCGGACGACGAUUUGAUGACCCUACCGUCAAGAAGGAUAUCGAGUCCUGGCCAUUCAAGGUCGUCGACCAAGAUGGAAGCCCGAUGGUUGAGGUUGAGUAUCUCGGUGAGACCAAGGUCUUCUCGCCUCAAGAGAUCUCCUCUAUGGUUUUGACCAAGAUGAAGGAAGUUGCCGAAGUCAAGUUGGGCAAGAAGGUCUCUAAGGCUGUCAUCACUGUCCCGGCUUACUUCAACGACAACCAGCGUCAAGCUACAAAGGAUGCUGGUGCCAUUGCCGGCCUUAACGUCCUCCGUAUCAUCAACGAGCCUACUGCUGCCGCUAUUGCCUACGGUCUUGGUGCCGGAAAGACCAACAAGGAGCGCAAUGUGUUGAUCUACGAUCUUGGUGGUGGAACUUUCGAUGUUUCCCUUCUUAACAUCCAGGGUGGUGUUUUCACUGUCAAGGCUACCGCCGGUGACACCCACUUGGGAGGUCAGGACUUCGACACCAACUUGCUUGAGCACUUCAAGAAGGAAUUCUUCAGAAAGACCAAGAAGGACCUGUCGAACGACCCCCGUGCUCUCCGACGUCUCCGAACUGCUUGCGAGCGUGCUAAGAGAACCCUUUCUAACGGUGCUCAAACCACUGUUGAGAUUGAUUCCCUUUACGACGGAGAGGACUUCAACGCCCAGAUUACCCGUGCCCGAUUCGAGGACCUUAACUCCAAGGCUUUCAACGGCACCCUUGAGCCAGUUGCACAGGUCUUGAAGGAUGCUAACCUCGACAAGAGCAAGGUCGACGAGAUUGUGCUUGUUGGUGGAUCUACCCGUAUCCCACGGAUACAGAAGCUCCUGAGCGAUUUCUUUGAUGGCAAGAAGCUUGAGAAGAGCAUCAACCCCGAUGAGGCUGUCGCCUACGGUGCCGCUGUCCAGGCCGGUAUCCUUUCCGGAAAGGCCACUUCUGCUGACACUGCCGACCUCCUUCUUCUCGAUGUCGUCCCUCUUUCCCUCGGUGUUGCUAUGGAGGGUAACAUCUUCGCUCCUGUCGUUCCUCGUGGUCAAACCGUCCCUACGAUCAAGAAGCGAACCUUCACCACUGUUGCCGACAACCAACAGACUGUGCAAUUCCCUGUUUACCAGGGUGAGCGUGUGAACUGCGAGGAUAACACCUCCCUCGGAGAGUUCACUCUUGCACCAAUUCCUCCUAUGAAGGCUGGUGACGCCGUUCUUGAAGUCGUCUUCGAGGUUGACGUCAACGGUAUCCUCAAGGUUACUGCUACUGAGAAGACCUCAGGACGCAGUGCCAACAUCACCAUCUCCAACUCUGUUGGCAAGCUUUCCUCAAGUGAAAUUGAGAGCAUGAUCAACGAUGCGGAGAAAUUCAAGAACAGUGACGAGGCUUUCAGCAAGAAGUUCGAGGCUAGACAACAACUCGAGUCCUACAUCUCAAGAGUCGAGGAGAUUGUCUCUGACCCAACGAUGUCCAUCAAGAUCAAGCGUGGUACCAAGGACAAGAUUGAGUCCGCUCUCAGCGAUGCCAUGGCUCAACUCGAGAUUGAGGAGUCUACUGCCGAUGACCUGAAGAAGAAGGAGCUUGCGUUGAAGAGAGUGGUUACCAAGGCCAUGUCGACCCGCUAGAUUGAAUCUACCGCCACAGACAGCACAUAUGGAGAAUGGG